UAUUAUCUCUACUGGGUAGCUUUAUCGUCACUUCACAGUUCACACAGAGAACGAAAGGCAACAGAAAAACAGUGAAGAUGGCGCCUGGACCCGUCGUUGAAGAAGUUGAUACUGAGAAGAAGCUUCUGAAUGAUGAUGAGCCUGAGCCGGUGGUGGAAGACGUGAAGGAGGAAGACGACCAUGACGAUGAGGAUUCCGACGAGGACGAUGGCGAUAAGGAAGACGGCCCCCUAGGCGGUAAUGAGAGUUCUAAGCAGAGCAGGAGUGAGAAGAAGAGUCGUAAGGCCAUGUUGAAACUUGGCAUGAAACCUGUUCCCGAUGUCAGCAGGGUGACUAUCAAGAGAACAAAAAAUAUCUUGUUUUUCAUCUCGAAACCUGAUGUGUUCAAGAGCCCGAAUUCCGAUACCUAUGUCAUAUUUGGAGAGGCAAAGAUUGAAGAUUUGAGCUCUCAGCUGCAGUCCCAGGCAGCCCAGCAGUUCAGGAUGCCAGACAUGGGUUCAGUCCUGCCCAAGCCGGAAAUCUCAGCCUCGGCUGCUUCUGCACAGCCAGACGAGGAAGAGGAAGAGAUUGACGAGACCGGGGUUGAGCCUCGUGACAUUGAUUUGGUUAUGACACAGGCUGGAGUUUCCAGGAGCAAGGCUGUAGGGGCUCUCAAAACCCACAAUGGAGACAUUGUCAGUGCUAUCAUGGAACUCACUACUUAGAUUAUGGUGUUUCUACUUGUUUAAGAGGCCGGGUUUCUGGUAAAUUCUGGGAUUUUUGGGAGUAGUCUUUCAUUGUUUCAUUGGAUUCAUAUCUAAUGAAAAUUGAAAAACCUUUUGUCGUCAAACAUUGCAUUGUCUCAUGUUAAGUUUCGACUACUAACAAUGUGAAAUGAAACGUGGUAAGGCCACUCUAAUAGUAUCCAUCAUUUACAGUUUAAA
This is a messenger RNA of Ipomoea triloba (trilobed morning glory), 923 nucleotides long. RefSeq names its product nascent polypeptide-associated complex subunit alpha-like protein 2. The record is from RefSeq and is a predicted model, not a curated record. Bases 78 to 704 code for a protein of 208 amino acids. Gene Ontology annotation, biological process: protein targeting to membrane. NCBI's taxonomy places the organism in Eukaryota, Viridiplantae, Streptophyta, Magnoliopsida, Solanales, Convolvulaceae. The transcript is spliced from 4 exons. Gene Ontology annotation, cellular component: nascent polypeptide-associated complex; cytoplasm.